AGAACAGUUAACAAAAAAGUAUAAAUAGGUCCCAAAUGGAAUAAAAAUCACAUUUUAUUUCGCAUACGUUGGAAAAUGUCUACUAUUGGUUCAAUAAUUCUUAUGUUCGCCUUUCAGGCGGUAUCUUGUAUUCACGGAUGGGAUGAUUAUUUUGAACGUGAUCUAACAAACAAUCGAACGGACGAUGGUCAGCAUAAUUUUUGGGAAAACCUUUCAAGCACAACCAUUCAACCUUCAACGGCAAAAGUUACUACUCGACAAACACCAAAUCAACAGCCAUGUAAUGAAAGUUUGUUUAGAAAAAAUGAUGUUGAAGCGAUUGUAAAUUACAUGUAUGACCAGUUAAAUCUCAACAAAAGUAUUAACGCGUCGUAUUACACAUUUGGAAAAGAUGCGCAUGACAGUAAGAUGGAAAGAAUUGAUGGAUUCGAGGAAUGGUUUAGUGAUCGACCGAAACACUUAAAAGAACUAAUCGAAGAUAUAUCUAAGAAUCAUAAGCUCAUUGAGCCAAGGGUAUCAAAGUUAAGUAACCUUCUGAAUGAACAAGAAGCAGUAUAUAAUCAAAUCAAUAACCAGAAGAAACGUUAUGAAUCCUUAUCAAAAAAGUAUAACCUGUAUAAAAGUCUCUGUAAAGAAAAUUGUGGUCAUAAAAUAUCAAAGAGGAGUAUUGACGAGAAUCUAUAUUGUGGCACUCCCAAAAAAAUUAAAGAAAAAUCUACAUUAGAAAUGGAGGAUUACGUCGAGAAGCUAAAACCAGAGCUGAUUACGAUUAUAAAAAAUGUAAGUGAGGCCUACGACACUGAUAUUCAAGAUAUGGAACAAAAAAUUAAAGAGGCAGCAUUAAAGGCAUAUGGACCGACAAUGUAUAAAACACUACUUUUACAAGACGAUUAUCGCACUUACAAAGAACUUGUGAGUCAAAAUUCUGAGAAGAAAAUUUAUGAUAUAAAAAAAACCGUCUCGAUGAUGGAUGCUCAAUUAAUGGAAUUGGAACUUGCUGUGGAUAAAUACAAACAACACUGUAUAAGCUGUUCUGAAAUCUCAAUUACCAGAGUUUCCCGGAUGAUUGUACCUUCUGCGGACGAUGUCAUAAAUUCUCAGAAUGAAGUUGGUUCUUUAUUAGAUAUUGUUAUUGAAUCUAAAAAGGAACAAAUUCGUAGUCAAGCUAUAAGCGAUAUUACAAAUAUAUUCCAUGAUGUGGAAGAAAGGAUAAAUGCAAUGUUACAACGCGAAAUGGACAUGAAAAACUUUGAGCCUGUUCAAGAAGACAUUAAACAUGAACUGGAUAAAAAAAGGGAUACACUAAGUGCCUUCAUAAAAAUUGUUUCCAAAGAAAAUAUUGAUGCAUUUUUCUCGUUGGAAGAUCCUGCUGAACAAUUAAAAUCCGAUAUUAGUAAUUUGUUCAAUGAGUUACAGAAAAAUGUAUAAAUAUCGAUUUCCUAAUUUUAUACUAUUUUAAUAAACUAUCAUUUUAUAUAUGAAUAUAGCAUAAUAUAUUACAUCACAUACCUUGUAAACGCCUUUCUUGGAAUGGUCUUCAAGAAUGUGAUAUGAAUAAUUUAUCUUUGAUUUGAUAACAUGUAGAUAGUAAGAUUUAAGAUGAUAAAAAAACAAAAAAAAUAAUCAUCAUCAUCUUGUAUCUGUGCAAGAUUUUGAUCCUCUCCUUAAAUGAAACAUUAACAUAUGGAUUUUAGUAAUAUUGUAUGUGAGUGGAUUUUUUUUUUGUAACUGACACCUAAAGUCCAAAAAUUGACUCGUCCUCUAUAAAAUGAAUCGUUAUGAUGAAUUUAUAAUAAAGGGUGAGCGACCGGCGGCCGAUUACCGAUAUACAACACUUCACGAUAAAUGUGAAUAGGUAUUGUGCGCGGGCGCAUACAAAAGUGUUAUAGCUUAUUGUGUAUUAUAUUUGAGAGGGUUCAAGCAGACGUUGACACCAAACAGCAGAAUACACUAGGUUUUUUAAUUAUUUAUUAAAUGUGCAAAAAAUAAUAUAAAUGGUUCUUUCCUU
Colias croceus (clouded yellow) is the source of this 2008-nucleotide messenger RNA. RefSeq lists its product as uncharacterized. NCBI's taxonomy places the organism in Eukaryota, Metazoa, Arthropoda, Insecta, Lepidoptera, Pieridae. The record is from RefSeq and is a predicted model, not a curated record. The transcript has 5 exons. Bases 76 to 1428 code for a protein of 450 amino acids.